UGCGGGACCGUACGGCACUUCCGCCCGUCCAGCUUCGCCCGGAACCUGCGCCGCCGGCGCGGACAUGGGGGCCGCCGGCGUGGCCCGGCUGCACGGGCUCUUUGCGACCUACAAGCCCCCCGGGCUGCACUGGAAGCACCUGCGGGAUACGGUGGAGCUGCAGCUUCUGAAGGGUCUCAAUGCUGGGAAGCCGCCUGCCCCUGAGCAGCGUGUUCGCUUUCUGCUGGGUCCUGUGGAAGGCAGCGAAGAGAAGGAGCUGACCCUCACAGCCACCAGUGUGCCCACCCUCACCAACCAUCCGCUGGUACGUGGACCAGCAUUCACCAGCCUGAAGAUUGGCGUGGGACACCGGCUGGAUGCCCAGGCAUCUGGGGUGCUUGUGCUCGGCGUGGGACAGGGACGCAGUCUCCUCACCGACAUGUACAACGCACACCUCACCAAGGAUUACACGGUUCGCGGCCUCCUGGGCAAAGCCACGGAUGACUUCCGCGAGGACGGGCGGCUGGUGGAGAAGACCACGUAUGACCACGUGACCAGAGAAAAACUGGAUCGAAUCCUGGCGGUGAUCCAAGGCUCCCAUCAGAAGGCCCUGGUGACGUACUCCAACCUCGAUCUGCAGACCCAGGAGGCCUACGAGAUGGCCGUGAAAGGCUUGAUCCGGCCCAUGAACAAGUCCCCGAUGCUGAUAACUGGCAUCCGAUGCCUCCACUUUGCGCCUCCAGAAUUCCUCUUAGAGGUGCAGUGCAUGCAUGAGACGCAGAAGCAGCUGCGGAGACUGGUGCAUGAAAUCGGCCUGGAGCUGAAGACCACCGCUGUCUGCUCCCACGUGCGGCGCACGCGAGAUGGCUUCUUCACCCUGGAGGAUGCCCUCCUGAGGACCCAGUGGGACCUGCACAGCAUCCAGGAUGCCAUCCAGGUCGCAGCCCCCCGGGUGGCAGCUGAGCUGGAGAAGAACUUGAGGCUGGGGCUGGGCACCCAGCAGCUCCAUGGUCCAGGCUGGAAUGGGGACAACGAGAGGCCAAGCCCUGCCUUGGAAAGCUGGACAGUGGGUGGGUAAAGAUCAGAGUUGUUCAUGAGCUGGGACGGACGACUGCAGAGAGAGUAGGGGAAGUUUUAUUACAUGAGAUGUGAGACUUUGAAGCUGUAGGAGAAAACACUUGACCCAACUGAAAAGGAAAAACUUUUAUAUGGAGAAAAAGAUGAUACAUGCAUGACAGACUGAUAAAAAUAUUUGCAAUGCUUAAUGAAGAACUGAUAUCCAUAAUAUAGAAGGAGCUCUUAUAAAACAAGAAAAUUGGGCAAAUGACAUGAAUCAUAUGUAUAUAUUUAAAAAUAAAUAAAUAAAUAAAUAAAUAAAUCUAGCCUGGCCGGCAUGGCUCAGUGGUUGAGCAUCAACCUGUGAACUAGGAGGUCACAGUUCGAUUCCCGGUCAGGGCACAUGUGGGACAUGCAGGAGACAGCCCAUCAAUGAUUCAAUGAUUCUUUGUUGAUGUUUAUUUUUCUUCCUUUUUUUUUUUUUAAAAAAAUACACACACACACACACACACACACACACACUAGUGGCCCAGUGCACAGAUUCGUGCACAUUGAAAGGAAGUUAAUUAGAAUAAAUAUUUUAAUAUCACUAUUCGCCCUUUCUCUAUAAUAGGAGUGUCAACCAGAUUCACAAUCAACAAUGACAGAUCAAGACACGCAUGCAAUUGGCGCCAGUGAGAGCUUUAUAUGUAUCGCACAUGCACGAGUCAAUUUAUAUAUAUAGAAUAAACUUUCUCAUUUAAAAAAAAAAAGAAAAAAGUCAUAAAAAGAUGACAUCCGGCAAUGAUGACCUGAGAAGAUGGGUGAUCUGUACUGUUAGUGGAAAUAUACAGCUAUAAGCUUUUAGGAGGGAUCUGGUCGUGUGUAUCAGAUUUAAACUACUACCUUAUGACUUAGUUUCAGGAAUCUACUAACAUUGGUUGUAGAAAGUUAUAGAUACAUAGAUGUCAUAACUACAUUGUAAUACAGUGGGGCCUUGACUUACGAGUUUAAUUCGUUCCGUGAUGGAGCUCGUAACUCAAAUUACUCGUAUGUCAAAUCAAAAAGUGAAUGAGUGAGACACGUGGUGCUGGGCUGAUGUUGUGGCAUUCACUGUGACGUUCGCUGCGCCAACUAGCGGUGGGGUAUCUGAAGCUGGCUCGUAACCCGAAUUUUAGCUCGCAACUCAAAGCAAAAGAUCGGCCGAGAGACGGCUCGUAUCUUGAAAAACUCAUUAGUCAGGACACUCGUAAGUCAAGGCCCCACUGUAGUUACAAGUGGGAAACAUGAUCACCAUCCAUCAGUAAGGAACUGCUUAAGUACAGCAUAUACAGGAUCCAAAGAUCUGAUACCGUCAAGAAAAUGACCCCUCCCCCAUUUUUCUAGCCAUUUUCUUGCCAAUUUUAUUUCUCUCGGCUUUGGAUACAUUGCCCCGGUGCACUCUCUCUGUUUGGCCUGGUGGUUUUAACCUGUAGGCAUGUGGGUAUUUGCCACUGAGAACACUCAGACUCAAGUGAGUUGGCCUCUGGCUAGAGCUCCGGUUUGGGCCCUGAGGGGAAGCAUUGCUUGUCUCUGGUCUCUGCUGUCUUCUCGGGAGCGGAGGCCCCGUCACCAGGGCUCCUCACCUUCACUCCGGGCACCCGCAGCUCAGAGCAGUGCUGAGCAGAUGUGGGCUCCUGGCUGUGAGGCCUCAAAAGCUCCCUUCUCCGUAGCAUGAGCAGAAUGAUUUCGCCCGCCUCCCCACCCCUGGGGAUUGUGGUGGGGACAAAAGAAAUCAUGGUCGGGUGCUUGUCACAGGCCUGGCACGUAUGAUUCUCUCUGUAUGUGAGCUGUCUGCUUGCUGUGGCUACACUUCUGAACAGUGACCUUAAAGGGUUGUCACAGGUAGAAUCGGAGACCUUCCCUCCCUUACAUUGUUUCUCUGGUAUAAAAAUCAGUUGGAAAAUGGGCAAACAUGACCUCAGCCAGGUGAUUAAAGGUCAACAUCAACAGUGAUAAGUCAUGUUGCUAGUAUGUACUCUUUUAAAAAAUAUAUAUAGCCCUAACUGGUUUGGCUCAGUGGAUAGAGCGUCGGCCUGCGGACUGAAGGGUCCCAGAUUCCGUUCUGGUCAAGGGCAUGUACCUUAAUUGCAUGCACAUCCCCAGUAGGGGGUGUGCAGGAGGCAGCUGAUCAAUGUUUCACUGAUGUUUCUAACUCUCUAUCCCUUUCCCUUCCUCUCUGUAAAAAAAUCAAUAAAAUUUUUAAAAAGCUGCUCAACUUUAAAAAUAAUAUAUAUAUUAAUUUCAGAGAGGAAGGGGGAGGGAGAGAGAGAUAGAAACAUCAAUGAUGAGAGAGAAUCAUUGAUUGGCUGCCUCCUGCACGCCCCACACUGGGGAUCAAGCCCGUAACCCGGGCAUGUGCCUUGACCGAGAAUGGAACCGGCUACCUCCUGGUGCAUGAGACAAAGCUCAACCUACUGGGCUACACUGGCCAGGCCUCUUGAUGUGAUGGGAUGGGAUGGGAUGAAAAUGGCCCUUUACAUUGGAGGGCUUCCUCCCAAUAACCCACAACAAAUAUAUCAAACUCAUGUGAGAUGUUAAUACUAUGGGAAACUGCCGAGUAUAUGGGAAUGCUCUAUACUCUCAAGUUUUCUGCAAACAACUUACUAAAAAAGUCAAUUAAAAAACACACAAACAUUGUCUGGAGAGAUCUUUGAGAAUCCAGGUUCUAACCCAAACUCUUGGGUUCUGAUUCGGUAGGUCUGGAGUGGAGCCCUCGUGGCGGGGCUCAGAGAGCUCCAGGUUAGUGAACAUACCUUGGCGCUGAGGGGGGCACACCCGGAGAGCGCCCCUCACCCCUUCUCCCACCCUGCCCUGUGCGUCGCGUCCAUUCGCCUGUUCCUCACUGUACCCUUUA
Myotis daubentonii (Daubenton's bat) is the source of this 3910-nucleotide messenger RNA. It is a transcript of the gene TRUB2, whose product is annotated as TruB pseudouridine synthase family member 2. Gene Ontology annotation, biological process: RNA processing; pseudouridine synthesis. Lineage: Eukaryota; Metazoa; Chordata; Mammalia; Chiroptera; Vespertilionidae. Gene Ontology annotation, molecular function: RNA binding; pseudouridine synthase activity. The record is from RefSeq and is a predicted model, not a curated record.